Molecule: messenger RNA, 3057 nt
Organism: Parasteatoda tepidariorum (common house spider)
Lineage: Eukaryota; Metazoa; Arthropoda; Arachnida; Araneae; Theridiidae
Source: RefSeq, a predicted model, not a curated record
AAAUACAUUAAAUAAUAGCAUUCCGCAUCUAUCACUUCAUGAUAUCGUAUGAUUCUACUUCUUUCUGAAAGCACAGUUUAAUGCUCUUAGUUUAUUAUUAUCAGAAAUUGGCCAGAUUUGGCUCAAAUUGUAUAAACUAUAACAGAUAUUCGGACACAAAGGUCGCACCUAUUUAGAGACAUUGUAUUUACUGUCAGGUUGCACUGUAGAGUGAAAAAAAACUAUUUCGUUCUCUUGCAUCACUAUAUGUUUAGAAUAUUUAAAAAAAUAUUUUAACUUUAUUAAUGAAAACUUAUACAUAUCGCAACGUGAUUUUCCCAGCUUCCCAGUAAAGGUUAUCGGAGAAUUGUGAAAUCUGCGUGGCAAGAAUAAAACAAAAAAUUUGCUGGAAAAAUGAAAGAAUUAGAUUCAGGCAUAACAGAAAACUUAGGAAAGACAGCUAUGAAAUGUCCCAAAAUAAAAAGAGCCCUUUUCCCUCUAAAAAUAGUAUUAUUUUGUUGGUAUGGAGCUUCAUCUUCUCUGAUACCUUACAUGACCAUUCACAUGAAAGAGUUAGGAAUCACAGUAGAAGAAACAGCUAUAAUCUACACUUUGCUACCUGUCACGCAACUCGUGUGUACUCCUUUAGCUGGUAUGAUAGCCGAUAAACUUGGACGUUAUAAAGAUGUUCUAAUGUUAUCAGUAUUAUUUUCUGUCGCAUUUGCAACAGCGAUUUUAUUUGUUCCUCCAGCUCCUGAUCCAAAAGUUGAACGCCCAUCCAUAAAUCUUAAUUGUGGUCCAGUCAUUUUACCUCAUGUUGUUGUAGAAAAAUGCUGGGGAGGACCUUGCGAUGUGUUUUACACUAAUCGAACCAACCCAAUGCGUUUGGUUGGUUGUAGUGCCUUCUGCCCAAAAGUUUUUGAUUCAGAAUAUAAAUCUGCCGCGUCUUUGUGUAACUCAAAAGAUGCAUAUUGUUUUAUUGGAGACGAUACUAGAUAUCCAUUAAUUGAAAACAAUUUUACUUUGCGCAUAGCAUUUAAACAACCGUAUCCCGAAAGAUCGACUUGUUCUUAUCCAGUUGCAGGUGUUGUACCAAUUCAAGUUAAUGAUUCAGAUACCGAAGAAAAUUUUAUACCUAGCAUAUGUCCCAUAGUUAUUCAUAAAGCUAGAAGAAACUGUACAAUUAAAUGUGCUUUUCAACAAUUACCAGAUGAUGAUAAUGGAACGUUUCCUCAUAUUAAUCAAUGUGUACGAACUGUUGGAAACCGAGUACUAACAUUUUGGGUAUAUUUUGUUCUUCGUAUAUUAUUUAAUAUAUUUGCAUCGAUAUGUCUCACACUUUUGGACGCAACAGCACUUGCCAUGGUAGGAGCCCAUGGUGGUCAAUAUGGAAGGCAAAGAUUUUGGGCUAUUCUGGCGCAAGCUUUAUUUUCACCAGUUACCGGUUUUCUUGUUGAUUUAUUAACUGAACAAAAAGGUUACGCGGAUUAUUCACCAGCAUUUCAUUUUUACAAUGUUUUAGCUGUUUGCACUGCGAUUGCUGUAUGGAUGAUGGACGUUGAUGUACCACCACCAGCGGAGAAUGUUAUCAAAAACUUCCGUCGACUUUUGAAAGUACCACCAGUUAUAGUAUUAAUGAUAGUUGUAUUUUGGCUUGGGGCAAUGUGGGGCUUUGUUGAGUCCUUCCUUUUCUGGUAUUUAUUAGACUUGGGAAGUCCAAACUAUUUACUUGGUCUAACUCUAACAACUGGGGCUAUCGUAGGAUUGCCCUUUCUCUAUGAAUCUGAUUGGUUUGUCCGAAAAGCUGGACAAGUAAAUCUUCUACUGUUAGCCCUCUUUUUUUAUUUUGUUCGUUUUUUUGGUUACUCCUAUAUACAUAACCCUUGGUGGUGCAUUCCUUUUGAAGCGAUGGAAGCCUUUACUUAUCAUCUCAUGUGGGUUGCAGCAGCAACAUACGGGGCUGAACUAGCUCCAAGAGGACUUUUAGCAACCAUUCAAGGUUGUGUUGGUGGAUUUCACUAUGGAGUUGGUCGUGGAUCGGGAAGUUUUGCUGGUGGUACAAUGAUGAGUAAAUUUGGAGCUCGACUUGCUUUUCGCGUUAUGGGUAUCGCCUCAGGAGCUAUGUUUAUUGCUUAUGGAGUUUUCUACUACGGAUGGCUUCGGAAACGGGAAAGAAGAGGGAAAAAGAUAUCAACAGCUGAAAUGGAAUUAAAUACUAGCAAUAUGGUUACAAAUAAUGCAUCAGAAGCUCGACCCAGCAUUAUUACUGUAGCUUUGGCACCAGAUAUUGACCAUGGUGGGGAAUCUAUUAAAAAUGGAAGUCAUCUUAAUUUUAAUGAAGUGAAGAACUUACAAGACAGUAAUGAUGCUAGUCAUUGAAUAGCAUCAGCAUAUUGUUGUUAAUUUAAAACCCUGUAUUUGUUUUAACUACAUUUAGUGCCUUAAAGGAAGUUUUUAGUGCCUUAAAGGAAGUUUUUAGUGCCUUAAAGGAAGUUCUUAAGUUUCUCAUUUCCUAAGAAAAAGAAAAGUUGCUGCAAAAGUGAAUGGUUUUAUUUUUUGCUUUUAUUUUAGGUAUCAUACAAAAAUAUAUUUUUGUCCCUUAUUCGUCGAAUAUAUAAUCGUAUUGUUUCAUGAAAAUGACCAGUAUAAACUGUGCAUAAAAACUGAAGCAAAUUGAUUUAAGAAUACGCAUGAUUUUGAUGAACUAACUUUGUAUUACAAAUUGUACGCAGUGCAGCUGUAAUUUUCUGCAUAGAAUUGCAAUAAUCUAUGCAGACCUGGAAAAAGUCUCUCAUCAUUAUGUAUUUUGAUACUUUUUACGCAUAUUUGUGUGCUACUGAACACAAGAGACACUGUAUAUACUAUAAAAAUCAAAAACAAUUUAUUGAUUUAUCAAAAGUGAUAGUGUAUGUUUAUAAAUAGACAGUCUAAAACGUUUUAUCAAAGAAGGCCAAACUUCAAGGGUUAGAACUUUCUUCACUUGUAACAAGCUUCAUUAAAAUUGCUUAUAAUCUAUUGUGAAAGUAAAAUCUUGUAUAAAAUUGUACGCAUGUCAUUAUUAUAACAACGAAAGCUUUA